Messenger RNA from Entrophospora sp. SA101, 1872 nucleotides. Lineage: Eukaryota; Fungi; Glomeromycota; Glomeromycetes; Entrophosporales; Entrophosporaceae. The record is from the annotation of a GenBank genome assembly.
AUGAAUGAUUUAGAGUUCGAACUUAUUAAGAAUGGCAACCAAAUUGACAAGUCAAAAAGUAUUCAAGAAGUUGAAAGAUUGUUUUUAGAGACUAAAAAAAAAUUGGAAAAUACCAAAAAAGAUGAGUUAACCGAAAAAAUUAGAAAACUAAGUCAAGUAUCUCCUAGUGAUAAAAAAGAAUUAACUGCGGCAGAAAGGGUUAUUAAGGAAAUUUUUAAAGAUAUUGAUAAAACUGACAAGGCGGAUUUUCCGCCUUAUUUUAGUGAAAAGCAUCUUUCGGAAGCAAAAAAAGGUCUGAUAGAUUUUAGAAUAAAAAUUGAUGAAGAAAGAGACCGGUUAAAAAUUCAUUCUAACGUUUUUACUACUGAUAACUUAAAUAAAAUUUCCGAGAAAAUAUCACCACAAGCCAAUCUGGAAGAGAUAAGACUAGCUUUCUGGGAUGGGGCAGAAGAUAAGAUUUAUAACAAGUUAUUAGAUGAUGAUAAUGUUUCUUUUGAACUAAGGUGGGAAAAAGAGAAAGUUAAUUUUUCAAUAAUUGGAGAGGAAACUGAGAAAGGCCCUAAUAAAAUAGAAAUUGAUUUCUUUCCACCAAGUCCAGGUUAUAGAGACCAUGCUUUACUAGAAAUCCUCAAUAUCAAACCUGAGUUCGCCGGAACAGUUAAAAUUUCCUACAAAGGUCCUGUGAAAGAUAAAGAUAAACUUGGCGAAGAAAUUACUAGCCUGAAAAAUCGAAUUAACACCUUAGAAGAACAAAUCAAACAAAAAUUUAUCGAACAUUUAAAAACAUUAUUCGAGGAUUGUCAAGUUUAUUUUGACAUCCAAGAAAAAAGCAUAGUUAUUAAUCAUCAAAGAACCAAGGAGGAAAGACAGCAGGAGCCACAAAAAGAAGCCGAAUUUCGCCAAAUUAUAAUAAAUUUACAAAGAUUACGCAGUGCUGGCAGAACUGACUUGCCCGAGCCUCCGCCAGUCAAUGUUGAAGACAUUUAUGGUGAUGUUAAAUUAGAAAAAGAGGAAGAAAAGGCUCGAGAAAAAGAAGCGGAAGAUUUGUUCUUAGCACUGGCGAACUCAGAAAUAGAGCAAAUUGAGAAAAAAUCGGACGAACUUCGGAAAAAACAAAAAAUUCGUGAGGAAGAAACUAAACUUCAAAAAGAAGUAGAUGACAUUCAAAAAGAAAAAGUCCGCGAUUUAAGAAUUACCGAGCGGAAUUUCGAGCGGCAAGUUCAAGAGUUAAAAUCUAAAAAUCAGCAAAAACUCCAAGAUACUCGCCAAGAAUUCGAGGAGGUUCAUCAAUCACAAUUAAGAAAGUCGCAAGAGGCUCAUAAUAGUACAGUAGUAGAAAUAAACCGAACCAUCGAAAACAAUUUAGCCCAAAUAAGGAAUAGUUGUAAUAAUGUUCGAGUUGGUAAACCAGUUUGUUCUCGCGGUCAUGAUAGUAAUAUCCAAUCUUACGAUGAAUCGGGCUACCUUAUUCCUAGUGAUAGAACCGAAAAUGCUCAACAAGCGACCGAAAAAAUCAGAAGAAUGGAAGAAGCGAUUAGCGAGCAAGAAAGAAAACGACAAGAGAUAAUUAACAGAGUGGACCAAGAAAGAAGAAAUCGAGACGCAGAAAAUGACCGAGAACUUCGUGAAAGGGAAAGGCUAGAACAGCAAAUUUUAGACCAAGAAAAAAGAAUUGAUGAAGAAAGAUUAAAUCAACAAAGACAAACUAGCGAGGGUCGGAUUAAUUCUUGUAGCACAGAAAGGGAAAAUCGGUUAAGAAGAGAUUUGGAAAGGAAAAAGCAAGAAUUAAACGAGCAUGAAAGACGAAGCCGAGCCCGAAGAGAUGAAUCUUGGCGAGAACUACAAGCCUAUAUUGAACAAAGACAGAAAUAA